CGACUUGUAUGACAGUUUUUGCGCGACAAGCUUGAAGUGGUCCUGUGCUUCUCACUUAUGGUGGUAAUGACCCUUGAGGUCGGCUGGGAGCGGAGCAAAAGGGGUGUGAUGAUGUCUCCACGCUAACUUGGGAUCUAUUUGUCAAUGCGAUAACAAAGCCUUGGAGAUGACCGAGAGAUCCGGAAUAUUAACGCCCAAAUCCACCGUCUCGUGCUUUGGAUAGCCUGCCCAUGAACUACUCGAAUUAUGGCCCAUUCAAUUGAUGAUCGCCUUACUGUUGUCCUCGCUGGCCUUCCCAUUUUCUUCAUUCUCAUUACUACCCUCAGGCGGUUCAUUGAGAACAUACGGAAUAGGCCUUCUCCUCCUCCUGGCCCAGUGGCGCUUCCGCUAUUAGGGAACAUAUUAUCUAUCAACGCUAAGGAACCUUGGCUCACUUAUACUGAAUGGCGUGCUGCUUACGGAGACUUGGUUUCUGUGCGACUUCUAGGCCAAGAAGUGGUAGUGAUCAAUUCCCUACAUGUUGCACAAGCCUUACUGGACAAACGUUCUCGAAUUUACUCCGAUCGGCCAUACUUAGCCACACGUGAUCCAUUUGGUUGGACUUUUAACUUUGCAUUCACAGGUUAUAGUGAUGUAUGGCGUCUUAGCCGGCGACUCUUCCAUCAGACGUUCCGUCCCGACUCUGCACUCAAGUUUCGUCCGAUGCAGAUCAGGCGGGCUCGCGAGAUGAUCGUCAACCUGAUCGAUGACCCUCAACAUUAUCAUUCCCAUUUCGCAACAUUCUCGUCUUCCGUCACGCUGUCAGCUGUAUAUGACUACGAGCCCAGUGCUCGUGACGAUUCUGUGGUUCGGCUGGUGGAAAAUUCUCUGGAACUUGGCCUUGCUGUGAUGACUCCAGAGAAAGCAAUCACCCUCAAAACCUUCCCCUUCCUGCUGAAGCUACCUGACUGGUGCUGGGGAUCCUCGAUAAAACGCGAUGCUCAAGCUUCGACCAAUUGCAACAAUGAAAUGGUCGAAGUGCCGUUUCGAUAUGCGCAGCAGCGUAUGGCCGACGACUUGCUCCGGGGUCAGUCUUCGAUGGUGGCAGAAAAUUUGCGACGGCUGGAGAAGCAAGAUGAAGCAUCCAAACCGAUGUUUGAGACUGCCUUGAAGAGAGCAGGUGCUACUGCUAUUGUGGCUUCAUACGAGACAAUGUCUUCAACCCUGAUGGUUUUCACUCUCGCCAUGUUGUUAUAUCCAGAUGUUCAGAAACGCGCACAAGCUGAGAUCGACUUAGUGACAGGAAGUGAUCGGCUACCUACGUUUGAGGAAAGAGCGUCACUACCCUAUAUUGAUGCCGUUCUGCGGGAGACCUUGCGAUGGCAGCCUGUUUUACCCCUUGGGUUGCCCCAUGCUGCCUCAAGUGCAGAUAUAUAUGAUGGUUACUUCAUUCCACAAGGAGCGACCGUCAUAUGCAAUACAUGGGGCAUUUCACGGGAUGAUAAGCGGUACCCCGAUGCAUCUUCUUUCAUACCAGAGAGGUUCAUCGACGUCAAUGGCGCAUUGACGAGUGAUGACCCCGCACAAUUUGUGUUCGGCCUUGGCCGGCGUAUAUGCCCAGGCCGAUAUACUGCUGAUGCGUCCUUGUGGUCUGCCAUUGCGACCAUGUUAGCCACGUUGGAUAUUUCUUCUGCCAAAGAUGACCAAGGCAAAGACAUCAACUUCACCCCCCAAUUUACGACUGGACUUUCUUACCGUCCUAUGAUCUUCCCUUGCAAUAUUUCAACACGUUCUCAUAUUCAUUCAGGACUUAUCGGCGUGUUGCGGGCUGAAGUGUGAUGUGGUCCAAGAAAAAGGAAUGUCUGUCUUUUCGUCUAUGAUUUGACUGUCGUCGGACGCUCUUUGUACUAGUACUUUUCAAAACCUUUCUCUGUGCUUUUUGUAAUGAUUGCUUGAUCGUCAGCUAUGGUGAUGGCCAGUCAUUCAUUUCAUCCAUAUGGCACCGCUUUCUACCGCUUUUAACCAUUCCGCAACUUCCGGGCGUAUGCCCAUACUUUUAUUCACUCUGCCAGUCACGCCUCGUUCGACCAUCUUUCGUCAUGUUUUCCACACACCCUCACUUCCAAACCAUCAGGUCGUGCAAUCGCCUCCGCCAGCUCCGCGCAAGGAACGACAGUGUCCAUCUCUACAAAUAAUUAUCAGUAUUCGAAGACGCGUUGAACAUCGUCACUGCCCU
Messenger RNA from Suillus clintonianus, 2215 nucleotides. RefSeq names its product cytochrome P450. The transcript has 13 exons. Lineage: Eukaryota; Fungi; Basidiomycota; Agaricomycetes; Boletales; Suillaceae. Bases 247 to 1818 code for a protein of 523 amino acids. The record is from RefSeq and is a predicted model, not a curated record. Gene Ontology annotation, molecular function: heme binding; monooxygenase activity; oxidoreductase activity, acting on paired donors, with incorporation or reduction of molecular oxygen.